This is a messenger RNA of Malus domestica (apple), 991 nucleotides long. RefSeq lists its product as uncharacterized. Lineage: Eukaryota; Viridiplantae; Streptophyta; Magnoliopsida; Rosales; Rosaceae. The record is from RefSeq and is a predicted model, not a curated record.
GAUACAAUCUUUAGGGUGACUGAUAUUCCCACUCUCAUAUAGCUAGAGCUAUCUACCCAGGCAAAAAUAGAAAAGGGUUUUAAAUUAAAGAGACUUCUGUAUUCUCUCUUUCUUAUUCUCUUUCAUUCACUACUUCUUUCUCCUCCUCCCUCUCUCUCUCUCUCUCUCUCUCUCUCUCUCUCUAUGAGAGAGACUUUUGAAGGGAGAGACAAAAGAUCAUAGCUAGCUAGAAAGCAGAAGCAGCAGCUAGCCAUGAAAAACACCAUCAGGUGCUGCAUCUCUUGCAUUCUACCAUGUGGAGCUUUGGACGUGAUUCGAGUCGUACACUCUAACGGCAGAGUCGAGGAAAUCAGCGGCACAAUCCGAGCCAGCGAGAUCAUGAAGGCGUACCCUAAGCACGUCCUCAAGAAGCCCUCCUCGUCCGCGUCCGAUCACGACGGGGUCGUCCCCAAGAUCGUGAUCGUUCCUCCAGACGCGGAACUCCAACGCGGCAAGAUUUACUUCCUCAUGCCUAUGCCUGCUUCUUCGAACACGUCUGAAAAGGCGGGGAGGACAAGAUCGUCGUCGGCAAAGAAGAAGCGGAUUAAAGACGCCGAAAACAACAACAUCACAAACAACAGCGUCGCCAUCACCAACCUGUUGAUAAAUGAUCGGUACUUGAGCGAAAUACUGUCGGAAAAGCAUUCGUCGCAGCGGGAUCGGCGGCGAGGACGUGUUGGGGUUUGGAGGCCGCACUUAGAGAGCAUUUGUGAGUCACCAAGUGAUGUGUAAUAUUGGCGGAUUUUCAUUUUUUCGAUCUUCUUCUUCUUCUCAGUUUUAUCAUUUGUCUUAAAGGUUCAUAUAUUUUAGUAGGGUUUGUGCCCAUUCUUUCUUUUUGCUGCCUCUUUUAAUUUCCUUUAUUUUCUGCCUUUUUCUUUGUUUUGUGUUUCUUGUUUUGUAUAUAUAUGAAAAAAUAGGGAAAGAAGAAAUAAUAUACAAACAACUUCUAUGA